Juglans regia (Persian walnut) is the source of this 1216-nucleotide messenger RNA. RefSeq names its product xyloglucan endotransglucosylase/hydrolase protein A-like. The transcript is spliced from 5 exons. Gene Ontology annotation, cellular component: apoplast; cell wall. NCBI's taxonomy places the organism in Eukaryota, Viridiplantae, Streptophyta, Magnoliopsida, Fagales, Juglandaceae. Gene Ontology annotation, biological process: cell wall biogenesis; xyloglucan metabolic process. Bases 89 to 997 code for a protein of 302 amino acids. Gene Ontology annotation, molecular function: xyloglucan:xyloglucosyl transferase activity; hydrolase activity, hydrolyzing O-glycosyl compounds. The record is from RefSeq and is a predicted model, not a curated record.
AAGGGCUUCCCCUCCACCACUUUUUCUCAUCACAUCCUCGAAGACCUACCUCUAUCUCUCUCUUCCUCUUUCUCUCUCUCGCUGGGUAAUGCUUCAGAAGAAGGAUACACGAAAAAUGGGUUCUUAUGUGUGGACUCUGUUACUGGGUUUCUUAUUUAUUGUCCCCGGAACCAUGGGAGCUCCUCCGAGGAAGCCUGUUGAUGUGCCAUUUGGUAGAAACUACGUGCCCACAUGGGCUUUUGAUCACAUUAAGUACUUCAAUGGAGGCUCUGAGAUUCAGCUCCAUCUUGACAAAUAUACAGGUACUGGUUUCCAAUCCAAGGGUUCGUACUUGUUCGGCCACUUCAGUAUGCAAAUCAAGUUGGUUCCUGGGGAUUCUGCCGGAACAGUUACUGCCUUCUAUCUAUCAUCUCAAAACUCGGAGCAUGAUGAAAUAGACUUCGAGUUCUUAGGUAACAGGACGGGGCAGCCUUACAUUUUACAGACAAAUGUCUUCACAGGAGGGAAGGGCGACAGAGAACAGAGGAUUUAUCUUUGGUUUGACCCAACCCAAGCUUACCACUCCUACUCCGUUCUCUGGAAUCUGUAUCAGAUUGUGUUCUUUGUGGACGACGUACCCAUAAGGGUGUUCAAGAACUGCAAAGAUUUGGGACUGAGAUUCCCAUUCAACCAACCCAUGAAGAUCUACUCCAGCCUCUGGAACGCCGAUGACUGGGCUACAAGGGGCGGCCUCGAGAAGACAGACUGGUCCAAGGCACCCUUCAUCGCCGCCUACAAGAGCUUCCACAUCGACGGCUGCGAGGCGUCGGUGGAGGCUAAGUUCUGCGCCACUCAGGGCAAAAGAUGGUGGGAUCAGAAGGAGUUCCAAGACCUUGACGCUUAUCAAUACGGACGCCUGCAGUGGGUCCGUACCAAAUACACCAUUUACAACUACUGCACUGACAGAGUCAGAUACCCUUCUAUCUCACCAGAGUGCAAGCGAGACAGAGAUAUAUGAUUGAUUCCUGAAGCCUGAUACUACUGCUACUACUACCAUUUGUUUUAUUUACCAUAUUAAGUUAUGGGGGGAUAUCUCUUUCUCAUUCGUUAUUUUCCAUGAAUGUUCGAUCCACUGUGGUUUAUUAUCACCUGGGUUUCUGAUAUUUAAAUGGGUGUUUGUGUAAUCUGUGUAAACUACUGUCAAGAUUUAUGUUGUCCAGCUUGCAUGUGGACUAUA